Molecule: messenger RNA, 1333 nt
Organism: Sitophilus oryzae (rice weevil)
Lineage: Eukaryota; Metazoa; Arthropoda; Insecta; Coleoptera; Curculionidae
Product: stearoyl-CoA desaturase 5-like
Exons: 6
Coding region: 83-1225 (380 amino acids)
Biological process (GO): unsaturated fatty acid biosynthetic process
Cellular component (GO): endoplasmic reticulum membrane
Molecular function (GO): stearoyl-CoA 9-desaturase activity; iron ion binding
Source: RefSeq, a predicted model, not a curated record
UGUCUAGUCUAUUUUGUUCAGUUACAUUGCGAAAUAAUUUGUAUUAAAUAAUAUAUAUCUUAGUUCUUAGUUCCAGUUCAGCAUGUCUUGUUCUCAUAUCGACAAGAGUUCCAAAUUACCUUGCGAGACAAGUGGAUGUCCGAGAUGUAAUGAGCUGAAUGCUAAAAUCAAUGCGGACAAAGCAAGUUAUUUGGCUCCAAACUCGUAUAAUUAUAAACUAGAAAUCAUGUGGACAAAUGUAAUAAUAUUUGUAAUUUUGCAUUCGUUGGCUCUAUAUGGUCUAAUUCUUAUAUUUACUGGUCAAGUGGGAUGGAAAGCUAUAUUGUUUAAUACUGUCUAUGCGCUUCUUUCUGCCUUGGGAAUAACCGCAGGUGUACACCGAUUAUGGACGCACAGAUCAUAUAAAGCGAACUUACCUUUAAGAAUAUUUCUGAUGCUCUGUCAAUCUGCUACUUUGCAAAAUGAUAUUUAUGUCUGGGCUCGUGAUCAUAGAGUACAUCACAAAUAUACAGACACUGAUGCUGAUCCACAUAAUGUAAAUAGAGGAUUUUUCUUUUCCCAUGUUGGAUGGUUGUUAUGCAAAAAGCAUAAGGAUGUUAUUGAAAAAGGCAAAACAAUCGAUAUGUCCGACGUGCUAGCAGACCCUGUGGUCCAAUUCCAAAGAAGGCAUUAUUUAAAAUUGAUUUUCUUAGCUACUUUAGUAAUACCUAUGUUGGUCAGUUGUUACUUGGGUGAAAGUGUAUGGAUUUCAUUUGUCUUGGCUGUCAGCAAAUAUGUUUAUACUCUACAUGUAACGUGGAGUUUAAAUAGCGUUGCUCAUAUGUUUGGAUCAAAACCGUAUAAUAAGCAUAUUAAAGCAGUAGAAAAUGUAACUCUGGGCGUUCUGUGCAUAGGCGAAGGAUGGCAUAAUUUCCAUCACUGCUUCCCGUGGGAUUAUAGGACUGGUGAAUUUGGAAGCUACGGAUCUAAUCUUAGUGCGGGAUUUUUAGAUUUGAUGGCUAAAGUUGGCUGGGCUACUGAACUGAAAAUUGCAAGUGAUGAUCUCAUAAUGAAAACAAGUCUUAAAAAUGGAGACGGUACCUGGCAUAGCGUAAUUAAAGAAAACAAUAAUAAUUUAAUAGGCAACAAAAAUGUAAAAAUAAAUUACUCUAAUCACACAUGGGGAUGGGGAGAUCCGGAUAUGAAAGAUGAAGAGAGUAACGCCAUAAAAAUAUUAAAUUCUUGAGGGACUGAUUUUAUCCUAGACCGGGAUAUAUUGAUUCAAGCAAUUUUUACUUUUAAGGUGUUUGUAUUUUGUAUUAGUUUUUUUAUUAAAUGAUUUUAUAAAAAGAUA